Messenger RNA from Syzygium oleosum, 1172 nucleotides. RefSeq names its product probable aquaporin NIP-type. The record is from RefSeq and is a predicted model, not a curated record. The transcript has 5 exons. Gene Ontology annotation, molecular function: channel activity. Gene Ontology annotation, cellular component: membrane. Lineage: Eukaryota; Viridiplantae; Streptophyta; Magnoliopsida; Myrtales; Myrtaceae. Gene Ontology annotation, biological process: transmembrane transport. Bases 113 to 952 code for a protein of 279 amino acids.
UUCUCUCUCAAACUAUCUCCUUUGCAAAACUACCUGAUUCAUACCUCCAUCUCAUCUCAUCUCUUCGCCUCCCUCUCUUCUCAAAGCUCUCUCCAUAACACAUUCUCUGUCUAUGGCGGCGAGGGUCGACGAAGUUCAAGAAUCGGAGAUUUCGAGCAUGGAGGACGGGGUAGCCGCCUCCGCCACGCCCACGUCCGGCGGAUUCAUCGGCUUCUGCUCGUCGCCUCUGGUCGUCACCACCGCGCAAAAGUUGAUAGCUGAGGUGAUCGGCACCUACUUCGUCAUCUUCGCCGGCUGCGGCUCCGUCGCUGUGAACAAGAUCUAUGGGCAGGUGACGUUCCCGGGGAUAUGCGUGACGUGGGGACUCAUCGUCAUGGUCAUGAUCUACACCGUCGGGCACAUCUCCGGCGCCCACUUCAAUCCGGCCGUCACCAUCACUCUCGCCGCGUUCCGGCGGUUUCCGUUUUGGGAGGUUCCACUGUACAUAGCAGCCCAGCUCAUGGGAUCGAUACUCGCGAGCGCCACCCUCGCCGGAAUCUUGGACGUGACCCCUAGCACCUUCUUCGGGACGGUACCGGCCGGAUCCAGCGGCCAGUCUCUAUUGGUCGAGAUCAUCAUCACCUUCCUCUUGAUGUUUGUCAUCUCCGGCGUCACGACCGACAAUAGAGCGAGAGGAGAACUUGGAGGAAUCGCGGUCGGGAUGACGAUAAUGUUGAACGUCUUCGUCGGAGGGCAAGUAUCGGGAGCCUCGAUGAACCCGGCGAGGAGCCUUGGACCGGCCAUCGUGAAGCACACCUACAAAGGAAUCUGGUUGUACGUAGUCGGGCCGAUCGUCGGAGCCCUGGCCGGGGCGUUCGCGUACAAUCUGAUCCGGUUCACGGACAAGCCGCUCCGGGACAUCGCCAAGAGCAAUUCCCUCUUCCGGACCAUCUCCAUGAACAACCACCCAUGAGGACCAAAGAGUCUGCAAGUCAAGUGAUCCUGUCCUGUGUUCCUCCGCUUCAUGAGCUAUAGUUUCAUCUCCGUCUCGUUAUUUUCUCUUGAGCAUGAAUCGAGAAGUGAGCUUUUUAGGUGAACUUUAGUAUGGAUCCAAAUUUAUUUACUCGUUUCGUGGACUACAAUGCUACUAUUUACUUAUAUGAGUUGCAUCGAAACUAAUUUUCCUUCCUCUA